AUGAGAAUAUAUACACUUAUUUUAAUUUGCUUAAUAAAUAUUGGAUAUUCUCUAUCUAUUUAGAUAAAUCAUAACCCAACCUGCUUUUAUGUAUAAUCUACUGAAAAUAAUUGUUAAUUGAUAGUGAAUUUUCAAGUUUCAGGAAUGGAUGAGAAUAAAACUGAAAUUAUCAUUAAAUCUGAAAAUAAUGAUUAAUUGCUAUAAAAAGUAAAUGGAAAAGAAGGGUCUUUAAAAUAAACAUUAAAAGAAAUAGGAACAUAUUUUAUUUGUUUCAAAAGUCUGAAUAGAAGCUUUAAAACUGUUAGCUUUGAUUUUGAUAUAGAUGGAGAUGAUAAAGAGUAUGCUUAAUCAGAAUAAUUUAAUUAAAUGUCUAAAGAAUUAUCUAGAACAAAUAGAAACUUUUAAUCUAUUUAUAGAAAUCAAAAUUGGAUUACUGAUAGAGAAAACUCUCAUAAGAUUAGUAAAAUUUUUAAAUAUUAUUUUAAUUAGUUUUAGAAAAUACUUAAAAAUCAAUUUAUUGGUGUUCAAUUACAAAAAUAGGAGUUUUAAUAUUAAUUACAAUAUUACAAACCAUAUUUGUGUACAAAUUUUUUAAAGGAAUAGAUGUUAAUUCACAAACCUAUUGA
Paramecium pentaurelia is the source of this 626-nucleotide messenger RNA. The record is from the annotation of a GenBank genome assembly. Lineage: Eukaryota; Ciliophora; Oligohymenophorea; Peniculida; Parameciidae.